Messenger RNA from Verticillium alfalfae VaMs.102, 645 nucleotides. RefSeq lists its product as hypothetical. The coding region runs from base 1 to 645 and encodes 214 amino acids. The transcript has 2 exons. The record is from RefSeq and is a predicted model, not a curated record. Lineage: Eukaryota; Fungi; Ascomycota; Sordariomycetes; Glomerellales; Plectosphaerellaceae.
AUGGCAGCCUACGGCAGCAGCAGCGGUGCCACCCCCGCCGCCGCUCAGGCUGCCGCCGCCGCCUCAGGCUCCAGCAUCCCCGGCGUCCACGUCGUCAAGGUUGGCGAGAACGGCCUCACCUUUGAGCCCGCCGAGGUCACCGCCGCCGUUGGCGACGUCGUCGAGUUCCACUUCUGGCCCCAGGCCCAUUCGGUCGCCCAGUCGAGCUUCGACUCGCCCUGCCAGCCCCUCAACACGACCGGCUUCUUCAGCGGCCCCGUCCGCGUCCAGAGCGGCGUCUCCGACCAGGUCUUCAGCGUCACCGUCCAGGACACCAACCCCAAGUGGUACUACUGUGCCACCGGCCAGCAUUGCCAGAACGGCAUGGUCGGCGUCAUCAACGCUCCUGCCAACAACAACCAGAGGACGCUCCAGGCUUACUCUCAGGCUGCCGCCAACGCUCAGAGCAACGUCGCCCCCAGCUCCACUGGCGGCGGUUCUCUCGGCGCUGCCGCGACCGCGGCCCCCUCCUCGGCCUCCGGCUCCGCCAGCCCGAGCUCCUCCAGCGCGCCCAGCGCCGGUAUGGAGGCCCACGGCGAGAUCCGUUGGGGCAUGCUCACCAUGGGUGUUGCCGUCGCCGGCUUCAUCGGCGGUCUUAUGAUCUAA